This is a messenger RNA of Frankliniella occidentalis (western flower thrips), 3859 nucleotides long. RefSeq lists its product as uncharacterized. Gene Ontology annotation, biological process: actin filament bundle assembly. NCBI's taxonomy places the organism in Eukaryota, Metazoa, Arthropoda, Insecta, Thysanoptera, Thripidae. The record is from RefSeq and is a predicted model, not a curated record. The annotation marks the transcript as partial. The transcript is spliced from 12 exons. Gene Ontology annotation, molecular function: actin filament binding. Gene Ontology annotation, cellular component: cytoplasm.
CCGGCCCGGCCCGCUGGCCCGGCCUCACCCCCGACAUGACGACUGCUCCGAGCUGAGGACUGGCCGGAGCCGGAAGCCACCGGAAGCUCUAAUGGCGACGCUGGGCGCGCUAACGGGCGCGCUGGGCGCCGCCGGCGCGCUCGAGCCGCACCGCGACCACGCCGCCGAGGACGACGACAGUUGGUACCUCGCGCCGCCCGUCAUGGACGUCCCCGCCUUGCUGGAAAGCGUGGCGGCCCAUGGCGAGGUCCAAGACGACGACGACGACGCCGACGACGACGACGAGAAUCCGGUGCCCCAGGUGAUCCUGGAUGCCUGUCGCACCGGCGACGUGGACAUCCUGGAGACCUGGCAGCGGUGUCACACCGCGCUAGGGCUUUCGCCUCGCCUCCAGGACCUCCGCGACGCGCAGGGGGCCACCUGCCUGCACUACGCGGCGCGGGGAGGCCAGAUCAGCGUGCUGGAAAUGUUGGCCCGGCUGCAGGCCAGCGACCCCUUCCACCGCGCCAUCAGCGACAACUUCGUGCUGCUCAGCCCGCCAGGCAGGUCGCUGGCCGAGAUGGAAAGCUCGACGGACAGCGCGGACGCGCCGGAGGAGGACGCCGUCGCGGAGGACAUAGCCCAGCCGUCCAGUCUGCCCGUCCCACUGCCCACCUGCGAGUCCGUGACCGAGCGCACCAAGGGGCUUCUCAACAAGCAGUACCUGCUGCUGGCCCAGCGGAGAAGCGGUGAUGCUGCAUCGGACGGGGAGGAGCGCGCCAGGACCCUGCCAUCCAAGACCUUCCGGCUGUGGAAGGGCGUUAUCCCACUGCCCACCCCUCGCAAUGCCAGGGCCCCGAGGGGUCCCCGGGGUGGCGGUGGCUACCUGAAGACCUUCCUGGCGCGCUACAGCGACCUCGCCUCCACCUCGGGCUCCUCGAGCUCCUCGCCGGACAGCCGAGCCAGCGGGCCGCGCCGCCUGCGGAACCUCUUGUCCCGGUUCAACGUGGAUACGACUGCCUCCCCCGUCUCCGCACCCUUGGACACCACGCCGGCAGAUGAGCGUCAGCCUGCGCCAGCUGCACCACCUGAGCCAGCUGCAGCUGCGGACGGCAAUGACCUCGGCUCUGCGGACGGAAAGUGCUCCGCGCCCGCGUGCCAAACACCCACCCCUCUGCGCGAGGUGCGCGCCGCCUGGCCGUGUCGUCCACCCCCUCCUCGGCCGCCGCCGCGCACCUCGUCCAUGCCUGGGGCUGCCGCCGUCACCCCGAAGGAGGACGCCGACGAGGAUGCGCGCGCGACCUCCUCGUCCUCCGAGGCGGGCGACUCCGUGUCGUCGUCUGGUGGCUGCGCCGUGGACGACGGCUUCUGUUCGGGGGAGUCGUGGUCGUCGUCGUCGGCGUCCUCGGGCAGCGAGUCGUGCGGUGUGUGGCGCUGCGGCGCGGGCGGGCGCGCUCCCGUGCUGCACCGCACCGUAGUGGGCGCCACGCCGCUGCACGACGCGGCCGCGCUGGGCCAGCUGGGCGCCAUGCGCUGGCUGCUGCGCAGCACCCGCUGCCACCUCCACGACACGGACUACGACGGCAACACGGUGCUGCACCUCGCCGCCCGGUACGGCCGGCUCAACGUGCUGCGCUGGCUGCUGCGGGAGGCCGAGAUGCCCGCCCUGGAGCGCAGCGGCAAUGGCGCCCUGGCGCUGCACUACGCCGCGGCGCGGGGCUGCCUGGACUGCGUCAAGCUGCUCGUCGAGUCCUCCAACGAGCUCAGCGCCAACACUCAGAUGGACAAUGACGUGACGCCGGUGUACCUGGCCGCGCAGGAGGGGCACCUGGACGUGCUGCGCUACCUGGUGGCCGCCGGCGGGUCGCUGUACGUCCGCGCCAAGGAUGGCAUGGCCCCGCUGCACGCCGCCGCGCAGAUGGGCUGCCUCGCCUGCCUCAAGUGGAUGGUGCAGGACCAGAGCGUGGACCCCAACCUGCGGGACGGCGACGGUGCCACCCCGCUGCACUUCGCGGCCUCCCGCGGCCACGUGGACACCGUGCGGUGGCUGCUGCGGCACGGAGCCAGGCUCACCCUGGACAGGCACGGCAAGAGCCCCAUCAACGACGCGGCCGAGAACCAGCAGAUGGAGUGCCUCAACGUCCUCGUGCAGCAUGGCACCACGCCGGACUACUACGACGAGGCGCGGCUGGCCAACGGCAAGCUGCACGGCUGCACCUGCAGGAAGGGAGACCCCCACUCUAAGUGUUCCUACGCGGACUGCGUCAACUACAGCAGCAGCCGCGAGCCCUUCUACCUCCACCCGCCCUCGGUCGGCCUCGGCUCCCUGGGCGCGUUGGGGGCCGCCGCACCCGGCGACGGCCUCUACGUCAACCCCAUGAACCACCACGGCCAGCACCGCAGGCACUCGUCGGCACCGCAUAGCAACGGUCACAGUAACGGCCACAGUAAUGGUCACAACGGCCACAGCAACGGUCAUAGCAACGGUCACAUCAAUGGUCACAGCAAUGGUCAUAGCAAUGGUCACAGUAACGGACAAGGAAACGGCCACAGCAACGGCCACGCGAAUGGCCAUACCAACGGCUACAUCAACGGUCACGGCAGUCACAACGGCCACGCCAGGCACCGCACCAGCGUCCACGGCAACGGCCACAGCAACCGCAGCCACUCGGAGGACCGCGCCCGGGAGUCGUUCUACCUGCAUAACCCCCGCGACCGCGAGUCGGUACCCAAUCGCGUCAAGACGCUGUUCGACGGCGCGUCGCCAGCGUGCGCGGCCACCGCGGCCAAGCCGAACGGAACCGCCCACAACAACGGCGGCAACCCCAACGUGACGCCGCCGCCGCCGCCACCACCCCCGCACCAGGCGCCAGCCAACGGAUUCAAAGUGAAAGUCGAGGUGCACUCCAGCUCGGGCAGCUCUGGGGCGGGCAGCGAGGAGAACCUCUCCUCGUCGGACACGUCGGAGCGGUCCGCGGGGCUGCACGACUACGAGGACAUCUACCAGGUGCGCGAGCAGUCCCAGCAAGUCAACGGCCAGCAGGGCGGCCACGCGCGGGUGUCACGGCGCUCCACGUCCAGGGACUCGGGCAGCCACUCGAGGUCGGGGUCCCGGUCGGGGUCCGUGUCCUCGGCGGGCUCAACGCAGGCCGCCAACGGCAACGGCGUGUCCCCGCACCAUCACCACCACCAGGAGCAACACCUCCGCCACGCAUCGGGCCCCCGGCAACACCGGCCCGACGUGGGCCAGGAGGACAAGUCCAUAGCGGCGUCAACAGAGUCCGGCGUGUCGAGCGGCUCUCCCUCGGACCUCGGCCACUCCGAGGAUGAGUGCGAGAGGACGCACGGCCCUAGGCACUCGCAGCACUCGCUGCCACACCCGCAGAACGCAUCCCGGGCGCUGAAGCGCGUCGUCUCGGAGCCCGGGUCGUUCGCACCGCCGCCGCCGCCGCCACCACCUGCGGCACUCCUGGCGCCGCCCCCGGCCGCCUGCCCGCCAUCCGCCGCCCCCUCGUCUCCGGCGACAGCUCCCGCCCCGCUCGCCCUGCCCCCCGGGCCGCGCAUAUCGCCCGCGCUGGGCCGGGCGCCGCCGCCCCCGCAGAGCGAGUCCGAACAGCAGGCGGCCCAGGACGCCGACGACGACCUCGCACUCGACCAGGACGACCUCAAGGGCGACGCCCUAGGGUCCGGCACCGGAGCGCACGCCCUGGUCAACAAGCAGCUGGCUCUGCCCUUCAUCCCGCCCAAGUUCCCGUCGAACUCGGCCGACUCCAACCACCUCAUCAAGCCGAGCGAGUACCUGCGCUCCAUCAGCGGUCCCGGCGCACCCGCGCCGCCCGUCCCGGCCGCCGCCCCCGCCGCGCCGCCGCCGCCAGCCGCC